Molecule: messenger RNA, 429 nt
Organism: Rhizoctonia solani
Lineage: Eukaryota; Fungi; Basidiomycota; Agaricomycetes; Cantharellales; Ceratobasidiaceae
Product: thioredoxin-like protein 4A
Exons: 6
Coding region: 1-429 (142 amino acids)
Biological process (GO): mRNA splicing, via spliceosome
Cellular component (GO): U4/U6 x U5 tri-snRNP complex; spliceosomal complex; U5 snRNP
Source: RefSeq, a predicted model, not a curated record
AUGUCUUACUUUCUUCCCCACCUUCCUACUGGCUGGCAUGUGGACCAAGCGAUUCUAUCCGAAGAUGACCGAGUCGUCGUCCUACGCUUUGGUCAUGAUUGGGACUCUUCCUGCAUGAAGAUGGACGAGACUCUCUAUGGUGUGGCCGAGAAAGUCCAGAAUUUCGCUGUCAUCUACCUGGUCGACAUUACCCAGGUUCCGGAUUUCAACAAGAUGUACGAAUUGUACGAUCCGUGUACAGUCAUGUUUUUCUACCGAAACAAGCACAUAAUGAUUGAUUUGGGAACGGGUAACAACAACAAAAUCAACUGGGCUAUGGACGACAAACAAGAGAUGAUUGAUAUUAUUGAGACCGUGUACCGUGGGGCUUCAAAAGGUCGCGGUCUUGUUGUAUCUCCAAAAGAUUAUUCUACUCGCUAUCGCUAUUAG